This is a messenger RNA of Poeciliopsis prolifica (blackstripe livebearer), 2102 nucleotides long. Its product is annotated as GRAM domain-containing protein 4-like. The transcript has a single exon. The record is from RefSeq and is a predicted model, not a curated record. Gene Ontology annotation, biological process: apoptotic process; negative regulation of toll-like receptor 9 signaling pathway. Lineage: Eukaryota; Metazoa; Chordata; Actinopteri; Cyprinodontiformes; Poeciliidae. The coding region runs from base 43 to 1650 and encodes 535 amino acids.
CCCAUAAAGUUCUGUCAGACAGUCAAAUCAGCAGCAACAAAAAUGUCGAAGUGCUCCAAGAAAAUCCAUUUUCCGUGCCUUGAGCCACAAAUCUCACUUGACUCCAGCGAUGAAGACUUGACGAAAGUACGCGAGGAUCACCUGAGUGAAUCUGACUCAGAACUGGAGCAGGAAGCCCAGAUAAUUCCUGUGACAGUGGGGGAAAUCAAAGAGAUGCAGAGACGGCUGCAAGAUUCAUUGGAAGAACAAGAGCUGCUAAGGAAGAAGGUUGCAGAUAGUGAGAUACACAUAGAAGCACUGAAACGGGAAUUGAGAAAAGAACACCAAAGACCUCAAAGAAAGGUUGAAGAUAUGUCACCUGAGUCAUCUCACAUUCCACCACCUCCGAAGGACAAUGACUCUGUGUGGAACACUUAUUGGAAAAAGUUGUCCCAUCAAUUUGAAAAUUACUUUGGAGAUGUAUUCGUCCAGCCAGAGGAACCAAUUGCAAAGAAAGAGGACAAACUGAGUCCCAAGAAGUUAGAAGAGAACAUGAAACGGGCGGAACGAGAUGCCAUUCCGCUACAAAAUCUUUGCAAUAAUCUUGACGCCCUGUGCAAUUGGAACUCUCGACACCUGUCUCUAUUUUGGUUUGUCACAUACCUCUACACAGCGUGGCAUGGCUGGACCAUCCCCAUGUUGCUGCUGCUAUUAAUUCUCCGCCUUUCUUUGAAUUAUCUAAUUACAAAAGGCUGGAAGAUUAACUGGAACAUCGUCCCGGAGCUGACUGAGCCGCUGGGACUACCAAAGGCACACCCGUCAUGGAGAGAGAAGCUCCAUCAGGUUCAUGAUGUUCUUCAUCAAACCCAGAACCUGUUUGGACUGAUAGCCGACUCCCUCGAGAAGGGAAAAAAUCUGUUGAUGUGGGUCAAGCCAGACACGACGAUGAAGUUCUACAUUUUACUCUGGGUGUUCUUCUUCUUUUCGUGCUUUUUACCAUAUCAGAUGAUGGGAUCAAUCUUAGUUUUUUCUGCCGGCCUAAAGUUCUUCAUCGUUGACUCCAUCUUUAACACUUACCCCAACCUAAAGAAGCGAUACGACACCUUCGCAGUUUUCUGGGAAAGGUUACCCGUCGACUCACAGCUGAAAGAUCACAAAGACGACAAGCGCCACAGCCUGUUUGCUGCAACAAGGGCUCGACUGAGCAGCUUCACUGCUGCUCAUUUCAGAAACGUUGGCAGCCCGUUCCAUUUCCUGAAAAAGAAAAAACCAUUUCAUGAAAUGUUUAACAUCCCAGAGACAGAGCAACCUCUGCCAGAGUUUAAGACCGGCUGGCAUUGCUAUAUGAUGAAUAGAGACAGGAAUAUAACAUCAAAAGAAUUCGGCGGGUAUGGAGUUCUCUAUGUCACAGAGAAUUAUUUGUGUUUUAAGAACUCCAUAACUAAGUUCAAAACAGCUGUAAAAUUGAAGGACAUCACAGAAUUCAAGAGGUAUAAACUUAUACCAGGACUGCCCGGCUCAGGUAGGGGGAUGUCAAUUGCAACGGCAACCACCAAGAAGCCACUCUUGUUUACUGCAAUGAUACACAGCAAACGGGCGUAUCAAGCCAUCUUCACCCAGAUGAGAAAGGUGUUUGAACAGGCAGCUCUGCAGUGUGCAAAUAUAGAGUGACUUGCACUCUGGUGCUGCAGCUACUUGGGAGGAGCACCAGGAGGCGACGACUCGGGAGGAGCAACAGGAGGCGACGAGGGAACACUGGGACGACUAAGAGGCGACGACUCGGGAGGAGGCGACGACUCGGGAGGAGCAACAGGAGGCGACGACUCGGGAGGAGCAACAGGAGGCGACGAGGGAACACUGGGACGACUAAGAGGCGACGACUCGGGAGGAGCAACAGGAGGCGACGACUCGGGAGGAGCAACAGGAGGCGACGAGGGAACACUGGGACGACCAGGAGGCGACGACGCGGGAGGAGCACCAGGAGGCGACGACUCGGGAGGAGCACCAGGAGGCGACGACGCGGGAGGAGCACCAGGAGGCGACGACUCAGGAGGAGCAACAGGAGGCGACGAGGGAACACUGGGACGACUAGGAGGCGACGAGUCAGGAGGACUCGUCGCCCU